AUGGGUCUUCUUUCACGAAGAAAUUCAAACGACUCGGUUGCAAUACACGAGCAGUUCAGAUGUGAAAGCUCGAAAGAAUCCUCCCUUGUUUUCACAGAUUACCAAAAUUCAAAGCUUUUCCAAACCCCUUCAUUAUUUCGAGAUCACAAGGAGAAUGUGCGCAAUACGAGAUUUAGAAGUGAACUCAUACCAGAAUACAAAGACAUUGCCAAAACCUCUGAGUUGAAUUUUUCAACGAACGUUUCCACGAGUGUGACGACGGCAACUUUGGCUGACGAUACUGUGUCCGCUUAUCAAAACUCGAUUUAUUCAUCCAAUUUCGAUAACCGAAAGCAUCAGCGUAAGGUUGAUGAGGAAUUCAUAUACGAAAACGGAGCUUUGAAUGAUGAUAACACUACGCAUGUUUACCUGCCGUCUGCUCAUAGGCUUUCUGCUGAGGUACAACAUCCAAAAUUGUUUAGGAAAAUAUCGAUGAACAAGCAGACGCAAGAUCAUGAUCAAGAUAUGACUGCCUUUUAUCCCGAGUCUCCUCUUUUGUCAGUAGAAAAUCGGGAUCUAUCAACGUUCCACGUUAACUCACAUUCAAAUUUGCAGAUGAAGAUCCCGAACCAAAAAAGAGAGUCCACAAUUGAUCCGAAGUCCACAAUUGUCUCGCAAGUCAGAAAGGUUUCACAAAAGCUUUUUAGCAACAGCAAUCACCUAUAUUCCGACGAAUUUGAAGACCAGCAGCAGCAUCAGACUCGUGAUCAUAAGCCCCUAACGGAAUUAUAUGCAAAUCAACCCAAUCUACUGAACACCAUUGACAACUAUAUUUUGCAUGAAGAUGAGGAAGCGGAAGAGAUUAGGCCAUUCUUCUCAAACUCGUACGACAGGACAGCUAAUCGCAAAAGUGAUCAACGUCAAAAUUAUCGAAGACUAUUCGGAAAUAUGAACGAAAACAACGAUUAUCGAUUUUAUGGUUCGAUGUCCUUCAAAGAGCAGUUUGAUGAUGCAGCCUCUCCAUUACAUUUUAAUUCACCUCAUGAUUACAAAAAUGUUCAUUACCGACACAAUUUAGGACUCAAGAUUAUCUCAGGAGCAAUAUAUCUGAUCACAAUAGGAACUAUCUUUUUUGCAUUGAUCAAAUUAUUCAUUUUCAGGAACUUGGAUAAUCACCUUACAGAUUUCAAGGUCAACACAAUCGACAAUAUUGUUGUUAGCCAUGAACUUCUAAUUUUUGAGCUUGAUGUUCUGGCCAGAAAUCCUAACAUGCAAGACGUUUCAAUUUGGAAUAUGGAUUUAGAUGUCUUCUUACUAACAGAUAGCAAAAACCUCGACCAGACUGGCUCCCAAAUGGAAAAUUCUCCGGGGAAACAGUUUGAUGUCACUAUUUUGUUAGGAAAUUCAGGCAAUUUUGUUACACCAUUAGAUUUCCGUGGGAUUCUGAGCAGAUCAUCUAAUGCAAAUGGCAUCAUACCGACUGUACAAGAUAUCUUUUAUAAUCUCAAACACAAAGAUCAAUUGGAAAUUACUUCGUCAAGGGGUCAGAUCAAAAUAACACAACCGGGACAUGGAUUCAAAUACAAUGGCCAAUAUUUGAACGACGAACAGUGGACCAACAUAAUGAACAAUCAAUUCAAGCUUCUUGUUCGUGGUUCCUUCAGCUACCAUUUGCCAAUGUCUUCCAAUGAUGAGCUUAUGAGUGUUUCUGCGGAUGUAAAAGUAGAACCAAACUCUUCUAAUAUUAACUAA
Ogataea philodendri is the source of this 1731-nucleotide messenger RNA. RefSeq lists its product as uncharacterized. Bases 1 to 1731 code for a protein of 576 amino acids. Gene Ontology annotation, cellular component: fungal-type vacuole membrane; PAS complex. The record is from RefSeq and is a predicted model, not a curated record. The transcript has a single exon. Gene Ontology annotation, biological process: protein localization to vacuolar membrane; positive regulation of phosphatidylinositol biosynthetic process; vacuole inheritance. Lineage: Eukaryota; Fungi; Ascomycota; Pichiomycetes; Pichiales; Pichiaceae.